Messenger RNA from Oryctolagus cuniculus (rabbit), 4478 nucleotides. The record is from RefSeq and is a predicted model, not a curated record. NCBI's taxonomy places the organism in Eukaryota, Metazoa, Chordata, Mammalia, Lagomorpha, Leporidae.
GUCCCUACGUGGACAAUUUGCGCGACGCUCCCUUACUCUGGGUGCCACGGUGUGAUGUGUGGGAACUUAGGACUACAUUUCCCAUGUGGCACCGAAUUUGACCCGGAAGUGCAAAUUAUGCUCCCGCGACAGGACGGUCGUCCGUGAAAACAUACAGAAACACAUCUCACGCACACACACACGCUCGUGUGUUUCUCUGGCUGGUGUAUCUGUCUUCUUGCCUCAGCGGGAGUCAUUUUUCAGAAACGCGGUUUCUUUAGGCCCCAGAACGAAUUCCUGAGCUUCGAGAGGAGGAAGAGUGACGCUAGGGGUCAGAAGGCAGAGGUUAGAGGGCCGAAUUGGCGGGAGAAUAGGUUUGUGGUCCAAGAUCAGAGAUUGCAGAGGCUCCUUAAAGUUCAUGGUUCCGGUGAGAUGCGCUGAAGUUCGUUGAUGAAGAGGGGAGUGGCCGAUAGGUUAUCUCUGAGAUGUAGAAGAUGAUGAAAAUGACAGAAAUCUGUAUCCUGAAAGAGCUCACUGCUUAGUGAGGAGGCACACAGGGGAGGCCAUUACAAAAACAGGACAAGAGCAUUUGUAAAGGAGUAUUGUGGAGAUUCUUACUCUUCUGAAAACUGACAGAACCAAAAGAUAGGCAGUACCAAAGUGGAGACAGAAGAAAUCUUGGGAGAAAGCAUUUUUGCCUCCUACUGGGACAAUUGCUGGGUCCACCAUGGCUCCUGUGAAGAUCAGCCAUGUGGUAUCAUUUUCCUCUCAGGAUCCCAAGUAUCCUGUGGAGAACUUGCUGAACCCAGACACUCAAAAGGGACCAUGGCUCAGCUGCCCUCAGGACAAGAGUGGGCAACUGAAAGUGGAACUACAGCUGGAGAGGGCAGUGCCCAUUGGCUACAUCGAUGUGGGUAACUGUGGCUGUGCUUUCCUGCAAAUCGAUGUGGGCCGUUCUUCCUGGUCUCUGGACAGACCUUUCGUCACCCUGCUCCCUGCCACCAUGCUGAUGUCCCUAACUGAUUCAAAGCAGGGGAAGAACAGCUCAGGGGUCCGCAUGUUUAAACAUGAUGAUUUCCUGGCUCCGGCCUCAGGAGAGUCUUGGGAUCGGCUUCGCCUGACCUGCUCCCAGCCCUUCACCCGGCAGCAGUCCUUCGGGCUGGCUUUCCUGCGGGUGCGUUCCUCCCUGGACUCCUCGGAUGACCCUGCGAUGGAUCCCACGGCCCCUGUCCGCCCUGGGCUGAGUCAGGUCUCUUCUGAUGACCCAGCAGCUGGUGCCAGCCCCUGGCUGGCUAAUCCUUCCAUCCGGAGGACGUUCUUCCCAGACCCCCAGAAGAACACCACGGAAAUGUCAAAGCUCAGGGACAUGCUAUUGCAGCUGCAGCCGGGGGCCCUGGGCCGUUCAGCCCGCAUGGUGCUUUCUGCUGCAUGCAAGGUGCCUCCAGCCAGUGUGGCAAGCCCAAGGAGCGACCACGCAGCCCCAGGGCCCAGUCAUGUGGAGUGUGCAGAGCCCAGAGCAGAAGACCACCGCCCAGAGAAUGCUGUGAGCAGGAGGAAGAGACGGAAAGGGCAGCGCCGGCGGCCUCUAUCUACCUCUAACUCUCAGCCAAACAGGAGGGGGACAGCAAAGGCAGGACCAAGAGAACAACACCCACCCCAGGCCCAGCACGGUGGUGCCCAGGAGAGUGGACAGUGCCCCCUUUGUGCAGGCUCCUUUAGCACUGAAACUCUUCCCCUGCAUGCGGCCACUUGUGGAGAGACCACCCCCCCUCACCCGGCUUCUCCCUCCUCAUCACCAUCUUCGGAGGCCCCAAAACAAAGGGGUCAAAAACUCAGGGUCCUGCAAUCUCCACGCCUUCACCAGCCACAGCCCAACUGGACCGAGAUCGUGAACAAGAAGCUCAAAUUCCCACCGCCACUCCUGGGUGCCAUCCAGGAGGGGCGGCUGGGUCUUGUGCAGCAGCUGCUGGAGUCGGGGGUGGAGGCCACCGGUGGUGGGCCUGGAGGGCCCCUGCGGAACGUGGAGGAGGCCGAGGACCGCUCCUGGAGGGAAGCCCUCAACCUGGCCAUCCGCCUGGGCCACGAGGCCAUCACUGACGUGCUGCUGGCCAAUGUCAAGUUUGACUUCCGGCAGGUCCAUGAAGCCCUGCUAGUGGCAGUGGACACAAACCAGCCAGCCGUGGUGCGGCGCCUGCUGGCCCGGCUGGAGCGGGAGAAAGGCCGCAAGGUAGACACCCGCUCUUUCUCCCUGGCUUUCUUUGACUCGUCCAUUGAUGGCUCCCGCUUUGCACCCGGGGUCACUCCCCUCACCCUGGCCUGCCAGAAAGACCUGUAUGAGAUCGCGCAGCUGCUCAUGGAGCAGGGCCACACCAUUGCCCGGCCGCACCCCGUCUCCUGCGCCUGCCUGGAGUGCAGCAACGCCCGGCGCUACGACCUGCUGAAGUUCUCCCUGUCGCGCAUCAACACCUACCGGGGCAUCGCCAGCAGGGCCCACCUCUCGCUGGCCAGUGAGGACGCCAUGCUGGCUGCCUUCCAGCUGAGCCGCGAGCUCAGGCGCCUGGCACGCAAGGAGCCCGAGUUUAAGCCUGAGUACAUCACGCUGGAGUCGCUGAGCCAGGACUAUGGCUUUGAGCUGCUGGGCAUGUGCCGGAACCAGAGUGAAGUCACCGCAGUGCUCAACGACCUGGGCGAGGACAGCGAGACGGAGCCUGAGGCCGAGGGCCUGGGCCAGGCCUUUGAGGAGGGCAUCCCCAACCUGGCGAGGCUGCGCCUGGCCGUGAACUACAACCAGAAACGGUUCGUAGCUCACCCCAUCUGCCAGCAAGUCCUGUCCUCGAUCUGGUGUGGGAACCUGGCCGGCUGGCGUGGAAGCACCACCAUCUGGAAGCUCUUCAUCGCCUUCCUCAUCUUCCUCACCAUGCCCUUCCUCUGCCUCGGCUACUGGCUGGCGCCCAAGUCCCGGCUGGGCCACCUGCUCAAGAUCCCAGUGCUGAAGUUCCUGCUGCACUCCGCCUCCUACCUGUGGUUCCUCAUCUUCCUGCUUGGAGAGUCCCUGGUCAUGGAGACGCAGCUGAGCACCUUCCGGGGCCGCAGCCAGAGCGUCUGGGAGACUUCACUGCACAUGGUUUGGGUCACAGGCUUCCUGUGGUUCGAGUGUAAGGAGGUGUGGAUCGAGGGCCUGCGCAGUUACCUCCUGGACUGGUGGAACUUCCUGGAUGUGGUCAUCCUGUCCCUGUACCUGGCGGCCUUUGCCCUGCGCCUCCUGCUGGCUGGCCUCGCCUACAUGCACUGCCGGGACGCCGCGGAUGGGGCUGCCUGCCGCUAUUUCACCACAGCCGAGCGGAGUGAGUGGCGCACGGAGGACCCCCAGUUCUUGGCUGAGGUGCUCUUCGCUGUCACCAGCAUGCUGAGCUUCACCCGCCUGGCCUACAUUCUGCCAGCCCACGAGUCGCUGGGCACUCUGCAGAUCUCCAUCGGCAAGAUGAUCGACGACAUGAUCCGUUUCAACGAAACAUUCCAGUUUCUCUUCUGGACCAUGUUCGGCAUGGAGGAGCACAGUGUGGUGGACAUGCCUCAGUUUCUGGUGCCGGAAUUCGUGGGCCGUGCCCUUUACGGCAUCUUUACUAUCGUCAUGGUGAUUGUGCUGCUCAACAUGCUCAUUGCCAUGAUCACCAAUUCCUUCCAAAAGAUUGAGGACGAUGCUGAUGUGGAGUGGAAAUUUGCUCGCUCCAAGCUCUACCUAUCCUACUUCCGAGAGGGCCUGACGCUACCCGUGCCCUUCAACAUCCUGCCCUCCCCCAAGGCCAUCUUCUACCUUCUCAGGAGAAUUUUCCAGUUCAUUUGCUGUUGCCGCUCCUGCUGCAAAACCAAGAAGCCCGACUAUCCCCCAAUCCCCUCCUUUGCCAAUCCUGGGGCAGGGCCAGGGCCAGGGCCAGAAGGACAGCGUGUCUCCUACCGCCUGCGCGUCAUCAAAGCUCUGGUCCAGCGCUACAUUGAGACUGCCCGGCGCGAGUUCGAGGAGACCCGCCGGAAAGACCUAGGCAACAGACUGACGGAGCUAACCAAGACCGUGUCACGGCUUCAAAGUGAGGUGGCCGGCGUGCGGCGGGCCUUGGCCGACGGAGGUACACCCCGGCCUCCUGACGGUGCCAGCAUCCUCAGCCGUUACAUCACCCGGGUACGCAACAGCUUCCAGAACCUGGGCCCCCCCAUCCCUGAGACCCCGGAGCUGAUGGUGCCAGGGAUGGUGGGGACCCAGCAGCUGUCUUCAGAAAUGGGGCUUCAGGAUGCCGGCGGCACCAGGGCUCCAGCUGCCGGAGAGCCCAGCCCCUCCUCCCCAGCUCACGUGCUGGUGCACAGGGAGCAGGAAGCCGAGGGGCCGGGGGACCUGCCCCAGGAGGAGGAUUUGGGGGCCAAGGAGGGGCCCUGAUGCAUAGAGGGAGGUCACUUAGUAGGCACUUAAGCUGCUUUCCUUGCCUCAAUAAAAUGUCUUUUCUGAA